Molecule: messenger RNA, 1491 nt
Organism: Aspergillus pseudoviridinutans
Lineage: Eukaryota; Fungi; Ascomycota; Eurotiomycetes; Eurotiales; Aspergillaceae
Product: phosphotransferase enzyme
Exons: 5
Coding region: 1-1491 (496 amino acids)
Cellular component (GO): mitochondrion
Source: RefSeq, a predicted model, not a curated record
AUGGAGAAUUUUGAGAGAAGGGCAAGGAGCCGGGAAGCUGAGAAGCUCACAGCACGUUACCGUAAAUUCAAGCUGCCAGCACUCUUGGACGCUGCUGUCAACGUGACUGGCCAUAAUGAUGCCCAAUGUAUCAAGGUUCUCAAAUGUGUGGAAGGGCAAUACAAUAAAGCGCUUAUCCUGACUAUGAGUACUGGACAAGAGAUAGUUGCUAGACUGCCGAACCCAAACGCGGGACCAGCUUUUUACACAACUGCCUCAGAGGUUGCCACACGUCAAUUUCUCCGUGACCGCUUGGGGAUACCUAUUCCUCGUAUUCAUGCUUGGUCAGCGGAUGAGUCAAAUGCAGUAGGAGCUGAGUAUAUCCUUGAAGAAAAGGCGAUAGGGCAGGCGUUAGGGUCACUGUGGCAUAAAUUGCCCUUAUCGUCUCAGUUGGACAUAGUCAAACAAAUUGUCGACAUAGAGAAAAAGCUCGCAUCGAUCACCUUCCCGUGGCACGGCUGCAUAUACUAUCAGUCCGACCUUGAAUCACGACAACCUAUGCCUUCUUUUGCUUUGGUGCCAGACCAGAGUCAUGGUUUACCCAAAUUUGCAAUUGGCCCUCUUACUCACCCAAAGUACUGGCAGGGUAAAAGAGCAGUGAUGGAACUCAAUAGGGGUCCAUGGGAGAGCAUUGUGGACUAUGCUUUAGCUGUUGGGAAGAAUGAGAUCCAAUGGGCUGAGGAACACGCGCGGCCAAGAAUGAAUUUCCAAUGGUCAACUGAAGAGCCAGAAACCCCAAGUGAUUAUAUAUCAGUGCUUCAGCGAUAUAAUAAGCUGGUUCCAUAUCUUGCCCCGCCUCCACUGUGCAAUGAGCAAAUCAUCACCAUCUCACACCCUGAUUUGCAUCUUGACAACAUUUUUGUGGAUCCACAAACAAACCAUAUCACAUCUAUAAUUGACUGGCAGCAUGUUUCCGCAUCUCCUAUCUUUUUACAAAGACCAUUUCCGCAGAUGCUUGAACUUUCUCAGAACCCACAAGCUGAGCACCAAAUAAUCGAGAAGCGACUUCUGGAAUUUUAUUUUGAGAGACUGGGGAGUAUGGAUCCCUUCCGAUGGAAGAUGCUUAGUGAUCCACUUCACGCUGUCAAAAGUGAACCCAUUUCCCUAGUUCCUUGUUGCUGGGACCGGGAGGACCUCUUCUCCCUACGCAAUGCAAUUAUCUCAGCUGUCGCUCAUUGGGAUGAUAUAAGUGGUGGUGGAAUCGAACGUCCAAUUGAAUUCACGGAUAAGGAAUUAGAACUGCACAAAAAUGAGAUGGAGUUAAUUGAAGGGGUUUCAAUGAUUCUUCACCAGCUUCAAGAGGAUGGGCUUAUCUCUCUGGGUGGAAUGGUUUCUCCAGAACGAUAUGAAGACGCCAGGAAAUGGAACAAUUAUUUCAAGCAGGAGUUUAUCAACUUGGCUGAAGACGAGGAACAAAGAGAGCUACACGCGAAAGUCUGGCCAUACCAUUGA